UGUCCAAUCACGAGGCCAGAUGGCUUCACAAGAUGGCGGCGCGCUGGAAGCGUAACACCUGCGUUUCUAGGACCUUCCUGCUGUGGGUGGCUUGAGAUUCUGGGGUCGCACAGGCCCACUCCAAAACACGACGUCUGCUAAGGACGUCGGCCUCAGAGAUGGCUCUGAGUAAAUCAAUGCAUGCAAGAAAUAGAUACAAGGACAAACCUCCUGACUUCGCAUAUCUGGCAUCCAAAUAUCCAGAUUUUAAACAGCAUGUUCAGAUAAAUCUGAAUGGAAGAGUGAGUCUUAAUUUUAAAGACCCUGAAGCAGUCAGAGCUCUGACUUGUACUCUCCUGAGGGAAGAUUUUGGACUUUCUAUUGAUAUUCCAUUGGAGAGACUAAUUCCCACAGUUCCCUUGAGACUCAACUAUAUUCACUGGGUGGAAGAUCUGAUUGGUCACCAGGACUCUGACAAAAGUACUGUGCGAAGAGGAAUUGACAUAGGUACGGGGGCAUCCUGCAUCUAUCCCUUACUUGGAGCAACCUUAAACGGCUGGUAUUUCCUUGCAACAGAAGUGGAUGACAUGUGUUUCAACUAUGCAAAGAAAAACGUGGAGCAGAAUAACUUAUCUGAUCUCAUCAAAGUGGUAAAAGUGCCACAGAAGACACUCCUGAUGGAUGCUCUCAAAGAAGAAUCUGAGAUAAUCUAUGACUUUUGUAUGUGUAAUCCUCCCUUUUUUGCCAAUCAGUUGGAAGCUAAGGGAGUAAAUUCUCGAAAUCCUCGAAGACCUCCACCUAGUUCUGUAAAUACAGGAGGUAUCACAGAGAUCAUGGCAGAAGGAGGUGAAUUAGAGUUUGUUAAAAGGAUUAUUCAUGAUAGUUUACAACUUAAAAAAAGAUUAAGGUGGUAUAGCUGUAUGCUAGGAAAGAAAUGCAGCCUGGCACCUCUGAAGGAAGAGCUUCGCAUACAAGGGGUUCCUAAAGUCACCUACACUGAAUUCUGUCAAGGUCGAACAAUGAGAUGGGCCUUAGCUUGGAGUUUUUAUGAUGAUGUCACAGUCCCAUCACCACCAAGUAAGCGAAGAAAAUUAGAGAAGCCAAGGAAACCCAUUACAUUUGUCGUGUUGGCAUCUGUGAUGAAAGAAUUAUCCCUCAAAGCUUCAUCUUUGGGUUCUGAAACAGUAGAAGGCAUUGUAGUCGUCACAACAUGGAUCGAAAAAAUUCUCACCGAUCUGAAGGUCCAGCAUAAACGAGUUCCCUGUGGAAAAGAGGAACUUAGCCUUUUCCUAACAGCCAUAGAAAACUCUUGGAUUCAUUUAAGGAGAAAGAGAAGAGAGCGAGUGAGACAAUUGAGAGAAGUUCCUAGAGCUCCUGAGGAUGUCAUCCAAGCCUUGGAAGAGAAAAAGUCCACCCCUAAAGAGUCUGGCAAUAGCCAAGAAUUAGUCAAGGAUUCCCAGGAAAGCAUCCUGUGUGGGCCUGCACCUGGGGAAGGCGAGCCUGCCACUGUUGAGGGCCAUUGCCCACAUCAGGAGUCGUUCUGCCAGGAGGAAAACGCAGAACCCAUGGAGGAUGAAAGGAGUGAGGAAAAGGGAGGGAUGGAGGUUUUGGAAGGUUGUAAAGGCUCUAGCAAUGGAGCCCAGGACCAAGAGGUUUCUGAGCAGUUCAGCAACUCAGCAGCUGAAAGAGGAAAAGAUCUCCAAGGAGUGGCUGGACAGUACCUGUUUAAGUGUUUGAUAAAUGUUAAGAAGGAGGUGGAUGAUACCUUAGUUGAAAUGCAUUGGGUGGAGGGCCAGAACAGGGAUUUGAUGAACCAGCUUUGCACCUACAUACGUAACCAAAUUUUUAGACUUGUGGCUAGUUAAUGCCGACUCCUGGCACAGCUGAACAGUGUCUAUAAAGCAACUUCCUUUGGAGUGUCCUCUAGGGUGGCAAGAGGAAUUCUAUCACUGGCCCAUUAGAAACAUUAUGUGGUGUUAAAAAAAAAAAA
Messenger RNA from Otolemur garnettii (small-eared galago), 1969 nucleotides. RefSeq names its product methyltransferase like 16 (gene METTL16). The coding region runs from base 159 to 1844 and encodes 561 amino acids. Gene Ontology annotation, biological process: rRNA base methylation. Gene Ontology annotation, cellular component: nucleus. Lineage: Eukaryota; Metazoa; Chordata; Mammalia; Primates; Galagidae. Gene Ontology annotation, molecular function: 23S rRNA (adenine(1618)-N(6))-methyltransferase activity. The transcript has 10 exons. The record is from RefSeq and is a predicted model, not a curated record.